AUAAACACAACUUCUUUAUCACCACCGCACGCAACCAACGGAGAGUUUCUAAAAAGUUUAUCUUUUGCUCCAAGUUAGAAAAACUAGAAAAGAGUUUGGUUAGAUAUGUGGAACCGAAAGCCGUGUUUUAGGUUUGAGAUAGAUAACUUGUCGGAGAAGAAAGCUGUCAUAUCGUCUAAAACAUUCGUGAGCGGCGGAUGCGAAUGGUAUCUCGACAUUUAUCCCAAGGGAGAUCGUCUUGCUAAUGGUCACUUGUCAAUGUACCUUAGCGUUGCAAAUUCUACAAAAUUGCGAACUGGAUGGAAAAGAAGUGUUAACUAUUACUUCGUUUUGUUGAAUCAAUCCGACAAAGAACUCCACAGAUCACCAAUUGGACAAGGAGUCAACUUGUAUUGUGCUUCGCAUCCAUCAUGGGGUUUCGGGAAGGUCUUGCCUGUAAGCAAGUUUCAGGAAAAGGGGUUUUUGGAGAAGGACAAACUCAUCAUUGAAGUCUACAUUAAAGUUAUUGAAGCUUUUGAUGGAGAAGAAGUAUCCAACAAUAAGAAGAAUAAGACUGUUGAUAUCAACGGUUUUCAAGUUUUUGCUUCUCAGGUUACUAAAGUGGGAAAGGUAUUCACAGAUCACCCAGACAUUGCUUUAGAUGUCAAACCAACGAAACAAGAGGUGAAGACAGCAUACAUGCAUGUCCUCCUCAGGGUCAUUAAAACACUCAACAAGCCUCCAAAGAGCCUUUCAGAGACUACACUUAACAAGGCUAGCAGCGAUUUGAGUGAGCUGAUGGACGUAGGUUUCAAGCUUGACUGGUUGAAGCUAAAGUUUGAUGAGGUUUCCUUGGAGAGGAAGAAAGCAGAUGACACUAAUGAGUCUCGUGCCCAACGACUGGAGAAACGUGCCAAGAAACUUGAGCUGAUGGAAUUAGACUUCAAGCUUGACUCUUUGAAUAGGAAGAAAGCAGAUGAUACUAAGGAGUCCCUUGCCAGAGAAGUAGAGAAGCGUGCUGCGCAGAUGGAAUUGGGAUUUAAUAGGCGUUUGAAUAAGAAUCUUGGUGACUUGGAGAGGAAGAGAUCAUAUGAUACUAGUGUCUUUGACUCUCGAAUCAAACAAAUCGAGGGACAUGUCAUGGGUCUAGGAUUAAAGCUGGACAGCUUGAAUACAAAGCUUGAAGAUAUGUCCAAAGAGAAGAAGAAAGCUGAUGAUGAUGCUGAUGUUACUCUGGUCCAAGAACUCAAGAACCUUGAGCUGAUGGUCUCGGAUAUCAAAGUUGAACUUGACAAGAAAAAGAACAUAUCUUCUGAUGAUGGGUUCUUGUUGGUCGACUAGGUUGCUUGACCUAGAGAUCAAGUUAUUAGUUUUUUUUUUUAAGAAGACACUACUAUCGUUUCACUAUUUUUCUUUCUUUCUUAUUUGAAUGCUGCUUUCUGGUAUUCUAAUAAUCUAGAGAUUCAACUUUAGUUAAAAUACCUGGUUAUGUCUCUCUUCCUGAACGUUGCAAGCUAGCUUAUGUUCUGUUAUGAUAAAUCAAUAGGAUAUUUAAUCUUUGUUUUGUUUCAUUGUCGCAAUUAGUCGAGCGUUGCACCGAUCCAAAACAUUACAUAAUUUUGUAAACCCUAAUUAUAUUGUUAUGGUUCAUAUAAUUCCCAUGUUGUUUGGCAUAGUAGACACAUUAUUUUAAG
Molecule: messenger RNA, 1673 nt
Organism: Brassica napus (rape)
Lineage: Eukaryota; Viridiplantae; Streptophyta; Magnoliopsida; Brassicales; Brassicaceae
Product: MATH domain and coiled-coil domain-containing protein At2g42480
Exons: 4
Coding region: 106-1320 (404 amino acids)
Molecular function (GO): protein binding
Source: RefSeq, a predicted model, not a curated record